Messenger RNA from Colletotrichum orchidophilum, 504 nucleotides. RefSeq lists its product as uncharacterized. The record is from RefSeq and is a predicted model, not a curated record. The coding region runs from base 1 to 504 and encodes 167 amino acids. The transcript has a single exon. NCBI's taxonomy places the organism in Eukaryota, Fungi, Ascomycota, Sordariomycetes, Glomerellales, Glomerellaceae.
AUGAGCAUGGUAGCUUGCCAUUGGACGUCGGCUGGCCCAUCAGAUACCCGACGCGCUGAUGCUGAUGCAAGUCGUCUGCACUCUGCAACAUGCAAAGAGAAACGGGCCUGGUGCAGCGACAAGAAGACGCAUGCAAUCCGGCCAUGGCCCCAUCGGCCACCGACGCUGGCACGAUGCAAUGUAAUGAACGGAUGCUUCAGCCUCCAGAAACCCAUCAUUUUACCUUGCCUUAGCUUUCACGGCGGCCUGCUAUCUGCCCCCAGUAGGGAUCAUUACGGAUAUCAAAGUGACCACAAGACUUGGAUCGCUAAUUUUGCUGGCCUACCUCUUAGGUGUGACGGCAAGGGAACUCCAUCGGCGAGCAGAGCACACUCGUAUUCAUGGAUGGAUGGCAUCGAAAUACCCAAGGAAAACCCAAGCAUCAGCAUAUCGUCGGUUUCCAAGGCGGAUUAUCACUCCAUACACACGAACCGCAGACUGAAUGAUGAACCACAGCUAGCCUGA